AUGGAACCACUCUCUGAGGAGACAGUUGACAAAGCGCUCUGCCUGAUACAAGAUGAACCUUGUCUACCACACCCAUUAGGAAAGCUAUUGUCGUCUUUCAUUACGCAAGCCCUUCAUCCUCCAGUCGCGGCAGCCCAUGUCCUCAGUUACUGUCAUCCGGGCCAACACCGUGAGGCUGAGCUUCGUGCACUUGUUUCAGAUUGGACGUUCAUCAUAGAGUCCAUCACAAAGUACGGGACUACACCACCUGCCCCCGACAGUAGGACCAAGGCUCAAAUCCUCAAAAGGGAUGGCAACCGAUGUUGCAUCACAGGGAAGCCAGCAGGCUUUGGUGACCCCCUAGUAGUGAUGCCUGUUAUUCUCGCGCCAUCCCGCUGGCUUGAAGCCGAGCCCCCCUUACCUCGAUGGCUUGAGGUCAGGAAGCUUAUCGCGGACAACGAAACAUCGAUAGCUCAGGCGGGCAAACAACCUUCAGCAUCCCGGCCAGGCUUGAUAUCAACUAUAUUCCAGAUUUGCCGCACCGUCUUUUGGCGAGCUUGGCUUCUAAACCCCAAAUUUAUUCGAUUAUAUGCAUACAAAGCAUUGCGAAAGAUUGGACACCAUCUUUAUGGAAGCACAAGUUCCUUGGCGGUUAGCCGUCUACCAUUCGGCCUUUACCUGAAGGCCACUAAUGAAGGGGCUUUCAACGAAUCCAAAGCGCUCGAUCUUGUUCACAAGUACACUUCUGUGCCGGUCCCUCGUGUGUUGGACCUAGUCUCAGACUCACGCACCACAUAUCUCUUGACGACUGGUCUCCGCGGCAAGCCCCUCGCCAGAGCAAUGGAUAUGUUUUCCGAUCGAGACUGUCACGAGUUCGUCGAUCAAAUGCAAAGCUUCGUUUCUCAAAUACGAGCAGUUCCUCCAGUCGGUCCCAAGAACCGCAUAUGUAAUACUCUUGGCCAGGCGUGCAGCGACCCAAGAAUUCGAGACGGCGACCCCGUUGGCCCCUUCGAAGGUGAAGCUUCUUUCAGUCAAUAUCUUCGCCAUCCAGAUGAUCCUGCCCGGAGAGGUCAUAAAGUUGUGCUUACCCAUGCCGACUUGAACCUGCGAAACAUCCUUGUGGACAAAGUCACAAGGCUAGAUGGGACAAGGGGCUGGGCGGUCUCGGGAAUCGUCGAUUGGGAAAACAGUGGAUUUUACCCUGAGUACUGGGACUGUACAAAAGCUCAGUUUGAGGGAUUUAGAUGGGAUGAGCGCUGGACUAGGGCUUUGCUUGAAGUUUUCCGUCCAUUUGGAGGUUAUGCAAAGGAGAUUGAACUGGAGAAGAGGAGCUGGAGUGAAGGUGACGGCGCAUUUUGA
This is a messenger RNA of Fusarium musae, 1338 nucleotides long. RefSeq lists its product as uncharacterized. The record is from RefSeq and is a predicted model, not a curated record. Lineage: Eukaryota; Fungi; Ascomycota; Sordariomycetes; Hypocreales; Nectriaceae. Bases 1 to 1338 code for a protein of 445 amino acids. The transcript has 3 exons.